Molecule: messenger RNA, 6705 nt
Organism: Homarus americanus (American lobster)
Lineage: Eukaryota; Metazoa; Arthropoda; Malacostraca; Decapoda; Nephropidae
Gene: fwd
Product: phosphatidylinositol 4-kinase beta-like
Exons: 12
Coding region: 809-4414 (1201 amino acids)
Biological process (GO): phosphatidylinositol phosphate biosynthetic process; phosphatidylinositol-mediated signaling
Cellular component (GO): cytoplasm; membrane
Molecular function (GO): 1-phosphatidylinositol 4-kinase activity
Source: RefSeq, a predicted model, not a curated record
AUCAGUGUCGCCUUGACUGGUGUGGGAUAGGGGUGGUCUUCGUAGUGUGUGUUGCUUCGUUAAGUGUGGUACUGGUGUGUCAUGUUGGUGGUCUACGCCAGCUGGUGCAGUAGUGGUGUCUGACAGGUGGUGCACGACCUUCACUGUGUGACUACCCAGCUGUCUCUUCGUCCUCGUGUUCCCUGGCCGCCCUCACUGUUGACCACACCAGUCAGCCCCCCCUCCCCCCUCGUCCGCCUCGCUACUGCUGCCUCCCCGUCACCCCCACCUCCUAAUACCAUCCCUCACUGUCAUUCCUACCACCGUGUGUCACCCCACCCACUCUGGUGUUGUCCCAGUAGCCCUGUGCUCUCCAAGGGGGCCGUCUCACUCUCCCAGGACCCGUGUGCCCGUCUAGGGUGUCGUGUGUCCCCCCCACCACCAGGGUGUUGGAGGAGGGCAGUGUUGUUGUGGGUGGCGGCCAACCAGACACUGACAGAGGGCGUGUGAGAAGCAGCAGCUCGUGGUAGUAGCAACCCAACCCGCCUGCCAGUGUCAUCACUUCCUCAGCUGCUCGCCAAUACUGCUGCUCAGACAGACAGACACACACAUACCUCUCCAGCGUCGUGGAUGUAUUACGCGCUCACCGUAGCCCCGGGCGCUCACGAGAACUGGAAUACUCCCUAUUUCCACCACCUAUGAUGGACAGACCCACAGUCGCCGCUAACAUGACAGUGUGUGUAAUGGUGCGUGAUGGUGGGCCCGGAGUCUAGGAGCCAUCGGUGUGGCCGGCGUGGUGUUGGAGACGGGGAGGAGGCCAGCCACCACCAUGGAGGCCCUCACCACCACCACUUCUACCUCCACCAUCACCACCACCCUCAUCGCCCCAGGCAAGAGGAUCUCCCCCCAUAUGUCUGCUACGUUGCCUCCCUCUGCUUGCCCGCUGCCGCCCUCUGAAGAGUUUGCCACGGUACAUGGAGGAGGCUCAUCUGCAGCCAGACGCCCACCUCCUCCUCAUGCCUCAUCUGCAAGGAAGCACCGGCCCAACCACCAACGCAACCUCUCCCUAGACUUCAGGUCUAUGGGUAUAGUGUUGCCUCCUCUGCCAGCUUUAACGUACAGUGGGUCACACCAGAGGAACCGCAGUCUGGACUCUGUGUUACAGAAGAUCCCUGAGGUGGAGGGUGGAGAUACACCCCAGCACCCACCAGCCAACAACCCUCCUCUCAAGCCCAGUCUUUCCUUUACCUUCUCUGAUGCUCCCAGCUUUAAGUUGAGAAGUGAUCCUUGUCGCACCAGAGCAUUGGUGACCUCAACUGUGGGUCAUCCUGUGGUGGUCAAACGAGAGAAGGAUCGGUACGACCAGUCCAGCCUGGGUUCAGACGACUCGGGCAUCUGCAGUUCUGAGGGAGACAAUACGAGGGAACCCAGUACAGAACGAGCACGGAGUGCAGACUGCCUAGAUGUUGUGUGUCUCAGUUCUGAUUGUGAAGUGAAAAGUGUUUAUUCUGAAACUUUAGACAGUGAAGUGAACAUGGAAGAGCCAGAGAUAGACUCAGUAAGUGAGGGGGGUGACCUUGGGGACCAAACUCUUGUUGAGGAUGCAGGUGACAUCUCUCCCAGUGAUACAACAGUGACAGAGAGUAUGGACUCGCCUCUAGAGAACAGUUUUGGGGACCGCCCUGCUCACUCUCCUAUCAGAGAUCUCUUGAAUGAAUCACAAGCAAUCAGUGAAGUGCAUUCAUGUUCCUCAGAACUUCAGGAACCUAGUGAAGAGAUCAAAAAUAAUAUUAUGAGUACUGAAUAUAGAGAACCAAGUGAUGAAGUAAGUAAAACAUGCAACAUUAGUGGUGCAAGUUCUUUUACAUUUAACACCAGAAGUGGUUCCAGUCAUACUGCAAGUACGGGCAGUAGUGGUGUAGGCGCUGUUUCAAAAAACAGCAGUGGGGGUGCCAGUGCCUCUGGAAGUAGCAGCACUAAUGGUGCCAGUGCUGUUAGUGGUUCCAGUGGUGUUGGAAGUAGCAACAGUAGUUGUGCCAGCUCUGUUGCCGGCACAAGCACCAGUAGUGCCAGUGCUUGUAUAAAGCCCAAAUUGGAUGAAAAGCCAUCAUUACUCUUAAGAUUAUUUGAAAGCAAGAUGUUUGACAUGUCCAUGGCGAUGUCCUAUCUGUACAAGUGCAAAGAACCCGGAGUGCAACAGUACAUCGGCAACCGUCUCUUCAGCAUGCCUCCCAACGAGUCCCACUUCUUCUUGCCGCAGCUGGUCAACAUGUACGUGCAGACGUACGAGAUAGCCGAGGUGCUCCAUCCGUUCCUCGUUCACUUGUGCCGCCAUGACAUCACCUUUGCCCUCCAGUGUGCCUGGCUGCUAGACGCCUUCUCUACAGACACAUCCCACCAGAGGAAAAAGUCGCAUGGUACCAAGUUGAAAAACCUCAUUCUGUCUGAUGAGUUAAGGCCCAAAGAGGAAGCCAUGGAAAGUUUAGGAAUGGACUCCAAGUUACAAGGCUGCCCACCGAGGUCUUCCUUCUGCACCAGAAUAAAAGAACACCCAAGUCCCGGCUCCAACCCAGGGUCACCGAUCACGGAGCUUCCACCUCCUUUUACCACACGAGUUAGUCUUCCGACUCCGUCCCGCAAGUCUCAUCAGCGCUCACGGUCGGAUGCUACGGUGGCUCUCCAGACCCAAUCCAGUUCUUCUCGGGGACAUAAGCGUACUCCAUCAUCAGGGAGCAUGAAGAAUUGCCUCGGUGACCUUACAUCGGGCAGAUCCUUCGACAAUGGCUGUUGCUGUUUUGACUCUGAAGAAGCCAGGUGUAACUCUCUACGUGGAAAAGCUAUUGAAUGUCACUGUGGAGCACCAAGAUUAUCUCCGGAGUUGGAGUUCGUACGAGCCCUCAUAACCAUCGGUAAGCGUCUGGGAGCGCAGCCCACCAAAGAAGCCAAGACUUCAAGAUUACUCGCUGAGCUGUCGGUACUAAACUUAAACCUACCGGCACGUGUGUACCUGCCUUUAUGUGCCACUGAAAUGUCUCAUCACGUUGUCCGCAUCCCACCACAAGCUGCCGUUGUGCUCAACUCCAAAGAUAAGGCACCGUACAUCAUAUAUGUGGAGGUGCUGGAAGUGGAAAACCUGGUCACUGCACCAGUCCAGGCAAAACUGACUCACAGCCUGCGACACACUCGCUCUGAGGAGAAUCUAGUUGACUCUCCGGCCUCUACCUCUUCCUCGCAGUUGGAUCUUACGGCGACCCCAACCACUACAGCCACUGCCACCACCAGCGGCCUUGGUUCCACCUCUUCUAUCCCCUCUUCCCUCAGUUCACCACAUUUAACAUCUGGCUACAUAGACGAGUCUGACUGUUGGAGCCACGAGGACGAUGAGAUCAGUCAACAGUAUUAUAGACCCAAGAAACUUAGAGACCGCGACACCAUUUCCAUGAUGUCUCUGGACUCCUGUGACUCGAGAGAACUAACCAACAGAGAAGCGGCGGACAUCCGUCGUCGCCUCUCAGAGACCGUCAACGCCCCAAAGACUGGAUUCAAGAGGGACCCAGAAGACCCUUCUGCAGCAGCACUAAAGGAACCUUGGCAGGAUAAGGUAGAACGUAUACGAGAGAGUUCUCCAUAUGGACACCUGGCAUCUUGGCGCCUGCAGUCAGUAAUUGUCAAGUGUGGAGAUGAUCUGAGGCAAGAAUUGCUUGCUUACCAACUUCUCUGUAUGUUCCAAAAAGUUUGGGCUGAAGAAAAAGUAUCUCUGUGGUUAAGACCUUACAAGAUCUUGGUGCUGUCAGAUGACUCGGGUAUGAUUGAGCCCAUUGUUAACACUUGCUCAUUGCACCAAAUCAAGAAGAACAGCAAGAUGUCCAUGUUGGAAUAUUUCAUCCAAGAAUUUGGUGAUAAGAAUUCUGAAGAAUUUCUUACAGCACAGAGGAAAUUUGUUGAGUCCUGUGCUGCCUACUGCCUUGUGUGCUACAUCAUUCAAGUCAAGGACAGACAUAAUGGAAAUAUUUUACUAGACAACGAGGGUCACAUCAUACACAUAGAUUUUGGCUUUAUGCUGUCAUCGUCACCCCGCAACUUAGGGUUUGAGUCUUCCCCCUUCAAGCUGACGCAGGAGCUUGUGGAGGUGAUGGGAGGAGAAAACUCAGAUAUGUUUGCCUACUUCAAGAUUCUGCUCUUGCAAGGUCUGCUGGCUGCAAGGAAACAUAGUGAGAAGAUACUCUCCUUAGUGGAGAUCAUGAGCUCUGGCUCCAAACUGGCGUGUUUCCGUGCUGGGGCUUCAGUGGUGCCAGCUUUAAAAAGCCGCUUCCAUGUCAACAUGACCGACGAACAACUCCAGGCUCACCUGGACUCUCUUGUGUAUAAUGCCAUCAACUCCAUCACCACAAGACUUUAUGAUGGCUUUCAGUAUUUCACCAAUGGGAUACUCUAGCCCAGAAGAGGCCUGUGCCUUCGUAUAGUGAACAGAGCGUGACCAAGCCGUGUAGUGUAAAGCAGAAGAUGUGUAACCUGGUCCAGGCUGGUGCAUACGAGAACUGGUGUGGCCAGAUCCAGGUGGUGUGUAGAAAAACUUGCAUGAGAUGCAGGCAGUGUAUAAGAGAAAUGGAUUGACAUACUCCUGGUGGCAAACAGCAGGAGUUGGGUGACCUGGACCAGGUGGUGUAUGGCAGAACUGGUGUUACAUACUCCAGAUGGUUUGAAUCAGAAAGGGUUUGGCCUUGUGUAGGUGGUGUAUGGGGGAGGCCUGGUGUAAUCUGCUCGGGAUUGUGUCUUGCAGAACUGAAGUUACACGGUCCUGGUGGUGUGUAGCAGGACUGGUAUAGUCAAAGUCCUGGUGGUAUAUAGCAGAACUGGUAUAACUUGGUCUUGGUAGUGUACAACAUAAAAAAUAUUUUGAGAUGAGAGAGAGAGCUGGGUGAGAGAGGCUCCUAGAUUAACCGUGUCAGUGGAGUUUUUCUACAGUGGAAAUAGAGAAUGGUACAGUUACUGGUACAGUACAUAAUUAUACUCAUUCAUGGGAUGACCCCCAUCAGGCCAAGAAUUAAGAUGUGCCGUGAAGAGAUUAAUUAGUGUAGUGAAAUAUGUACAAAUGUGAAUGUAAAAAAUUUUGACACUAAUUACCAAAGAAAAGAUCAAGAAGUGAAGUUCAGGUGGCAAGUAACUAGAAUUCAUAUUUCACCUUGUAAAGUCACACAUUUGUAUAUCUUGGUAUUUUCUCAAGUUCUACAACAUUGAAGUAAACAUCAAUUCCAUUAAAACUGUAUAUUUUCACAGAAGUGUCCAAUCAUUGUCUCUGGAUUUCUGGAUGAACUCAAUACUGUUUUGUUAAUAUUGUUUGCAGCUCAAAAACGUUUGUCAUGGCUUGAAAUCCAUAUUCAUACCCAUCUCCUACUGGAAUCAAAAUCAUGACUAUUGGUUUCUUGGUUUGUGCUUUGCAUUUUUUUUUCCUUUUCCAACUGCAUUCCUGAUCUGGCUGGAGCAUAAGGUUCAGUAUUAUUAGUAGGUGUCCUUUAUAGCUGUCCAGGAUUCAUUGUAUUUUUAUAUGAAGCAGAAUCAUCAUUUAUGUGGAUACUGAAAAUUCAGCCGAGGGUUUUAGAAUUUACUCUAGACAUAACAAGUUACAGAAGCUUUAACCACUCACAAAACCAAGGUUCAAGGGUUAUUGUCCCUAUAUCAGUGCCAACCAAGUGAGGGGUGUUGGCAUAAGGUCCUGUAUUUGUCAGAUGAAUGAGCAUGCAGCACUAGUUCCUGUUUUGGUGUCAGCUAACUGAUGUUGGUACUGGGCCUAGUAUGAAUGUCAGUCAAGUAAGCAUGUGCCAACAGGAUGUGUUGUGUGUCAGACAAGUGAUUGAGUGUCAGGAUUUGUUCCAGAAUCAGUCAUGUGAGUGUAUGUCAGGAAGACUUGUUCCAGUGUCAGCCGAGUGAGUGAGUGUGUGUCAGAAGGACAUAUUGGUAUCCCAGUGUCAUCCAAAUUACUGUGUGUAUGUCAGGAGGACUUGUUUCAAUGUCAGCCAAGUGAAUGUGUGUGUGAGAGGACCAUUUCAGUGCCAGCUAAGUAUGUGUGUUGAUACUGGACCAUGUAUCAAAUGUCAGCCAAGUCAGAGUGUUGGCACUACAAGUGUGCACAUUCAUUGACCCAUUUACCUUACUUGAAAAUAAUGUUUGCAUCCAUUUAUUUUAUAUAUUUAUGCCUUUUUGUACAAUGAGACAUUAAUUAUCACAUGGAUAUUUCUUGAUCAGGGAAGUUUUAUGUAUCAUUAAAUGGGGUUGAUGAUGUGUAGACCUGGUGAGCCACACUACCACGCCCCCCACAGGUCUCUCUUGUCAGCAUACAGUAUGUCGUCCAUUACUCAUAAAGGAUAGCUAGAUCACACUUUUGUAAUACGUCAUGAGGCUCUUGUACGCCAAUAUAUUAUACCCAUAAACGCAAUGCUUUUGAUCCUGUAAAACUUUUUUGCUUGUAUUUGUAUCAUUGUAAGUACUGUACAUAGUGAGUAUAUCAACUGGUCCAGAAGCCUUGCACACAGCAGUUGCCACUUAAUAACGUUGGAGAAAAUGUGACAAUCUCUGGUAAGUUACAUGUUAUUGAUAGCUUGUGCUACAGUCAAGAUAAAAUGCUACUUAAAUUUAUUAAAUUGGAUGAGGGUUAUGGUUGUGGCAACUCCUGGUUCUGUCCUGUUGUCAACAUAUUUUGUUCUCAUAUUCAAUAAACUGUUAAGAAAA